ACAGUAGCUGUAAAAUUUUUAUUUUAUUCAUCAUUCUUAUUGCAAUUUUAAGUGGUUAUAUACGACAAAUAAAAUAGGCCAUAAAUGAUGUAUUUGAUUUUAAGAAACUUUUCAAUUUUGAAUCAUUUUAAUUGUAAUAUUCAAAAUGUUAAAAUUUUCUUUCACAUGAAUUUUAGGUUUAUGUAAGACCAAUAUACGUACCGAAAUGCUUCGCGAAUUCGAUGUGAAAAAUCGACGCAACAUAAUUGAAUAUCGGUAUAUAUGGACUCAAUCAAUUUUACUAGGUUCACUGCCUAUAUUCAAUUAUUUUUCGAUGCGAACAAAUAGGAAUCUUUGAGAACUUGUGUUUCAUGAAGGUUAUGUUCUGGCUCAUUCGAUCGCUCCGGUCAUGCGCGGGCGCGCGGCCAACGAAGAUAUUAUGUUGGCGCGGCUCAUUAUUAUAUAUAUUUUUAUUGCGCGGUGCGCCCUGCGCUGAUGCUGCUCCUCACGUUUUUAGCGCGCCUUUUAAGUUCCAAUGUAAGUAUAAGUUUUAUAUGCAGUUAAAUUAUUAAUUUUUACAACAAUUUAAACUAUUUCUCUUACGUAUGAAAAUGUAAUUAAUCACUAAGUAAUAUCAACCAUAUAAUAGCUAUUGUGAUAUCUGACGAAUAAAUAUAAUUAUCACAAGUCGCAGUAAAAUAUUGUUAUUUAUUUCAGUGUUGUAAGAAGGAAUGGCAAAAAGAAGUUAAAACAAUGACACUGUGCUAGUAUACUAAUAAGCAUAUAUAAGCAUCGGCAUAAACCGUGACAAGGAAACUUUCAUUAUAAGUAUAACAAAAGACACCGUGCUGUUGUACAACGUAUAGGCCAACCAAUUGACACGCAUUGACAGUAGCGCGGUUGACGUAUCAUAAUACAAUUUGCGCUCAUAAAACGGAAAAAAAUGUUAGAUCGGUGAUAUCUAAUAUAUCUUAAUAAUAUAUUGAUGUACAGAAAAGAGUUAGUAAAAUGCGAAAGAAAUCUGCAAGUGGAACAAAUGAAUUUCAGAAAGCAGGAAGACAAGCUGCAUACCAAAGGGGAAAUCAAAGAGAAGGAUCACCUCACUACGUAUUUUUGUAUUCAGAAGAUGAUCAAAGUGAAGAUGAAGAAGUUUUUCCUAUGAAAGAUAGAAAUUCCAAGCCUGCUUUACCUCGCAAAGUUGAAGUGAUAAAUGUAAAAAUCCAAUCGGAUGAUACUCUGCAGGCAUUAGCUCUUAGAUAUCAUUGUACAAUAUCAGAGCUGAAAAGAAUUAAUAAUAUACAUAAGGACAAUGAAAUACAUGCUCAUCGCUCUAUAAAAGUUCCAGUUCAAGCGUAUUCAUUGUUGACUGAAACUCUUGGUAAAAGCAAUGAGUCCAAUCAAGAUAGUGCGCUAGAUCCAGCAGUCUCAAAUCAGACUGAAGGCACUUCAUCUAAGGAGAACCAAUUAAUUGAUUUAUUAACAACAGCAUCAACAUCUUCCACUAUAGAAAUUAAUAAUAUAAUUUUAAAUUCUACAGUCGAACCAUUAUCACAAUAUAAUAAUGAAUCUUCCCAAUCUGGUAUAGAUGAAACAGAAACUGAUCAGCUGAUAAACUCUAUAGAAAGUAUAAAUAGACGAUCUAGUAAUGAUGUUGUGAAUACAUUUAAAUGUUCUGGAGCAGAUUGGGGACUGUCAUGGUUUCAGCUCCUUUGUUUUUCUCUCCUUCUUGGUUUUCUAGGACCAAUUAUCUAUGUAUUAUAUAUUGCUGAAUCUUCAAAGCAUCAUCAUAGUUCUUAGACUACAAUUUGUUAAAAUUUUUAUCCAAACCAAUGUGAUUGAGAUUCUUAUACAUUUAGAAUGUUGCUCAUUUUUGUAAAAAAUUUAAUACUAUAAUAUUUAGGUAUGACUUGGUCAUGAGAAUCAUAGGCUCGAUUGUGAUAUAAUUCAGAUUAAACUGACAUUUUUGCAUAAAUUACACAUAAUAAGGACUAAAUAAAUAUUUUUUAUAAGACAGUCUACUUUCAGACUGAUGAUUUAUUAAAUGCAAUAUAAGAGUUUUAUAGUAAUAUAUGUGCCUUGGGAUACCUGACAAGGAUCACUUAGUAAUUUUGCCGUGAUAUUUAAUUAAUUUUAUUAUUUUUUGCUGUAAAAGCAAAGCUAAUAGGUUGCUCAAUAAUAGAAAAAAGUUAAAUUAUGUAGUAAAGAAGAGAAAUGUGUGUACUAAAAUGGAGUAUGUGAUUUGUACAACAUAGUAUUAUUAAAUAACAUUGAGUUAUAAGCAUAAAAAUAAAAUAUUGACUAAAUUUUUAAGCUUAUUAUUUUUUACACCAUAUUUAUUAUAAUAACAUAUGGUAUAUGAAUAAUUUUAAAACAGUAAAUAAAAAACUGCAAUUCAGAAUGUCAAGUUACAAAACAUUUAAGAAAAACUUUUAACUUAUGGAACCAAUUUGACAUAAACUUAAUGUUAAAUGCUGAUUCUUUGAUAAAGAUAUAAGUAAUAAAAGUUAUCAAGUUUUUUCUAGUUUAAUUUCUAUUGUAACUUUUAAGGUUACAUAACUAUAUUACCAAAUGUUUUUUUUUAAUUAUGAUAAAUUAUGAUAAAUUUUUUAUUUAUACAUAAAUAAGUAAACAUUUAGUUAGGCAAAUAUAAGAAAUUUAAAACGAUUGUAUAGAACAUGAAAGGAUAUGGACGUUUUUUAAAUAAAGUAACUACAUUUUAGAAAAAAUCGAUUUAAUUAUAGUCGUUUAUUAAUGUAACUGUUGGGCCUUACAUUAAUUUGUUGCAUAUGCUGCCAGUAGUAGCACAAAACUUAUGAUUUUCAUCAUAUUUAGAUGGUAA
This is a messenger RNA of Nasonia vitripennis (jewel wasp), 2818 nucleotides long. RefSeq names its product lysM and putative peptidoglycan-binding domain-containing protein 3. Bases 988 to 1776 code for a protein of 262 amino acids. The transcript has 4 exons. The record is from RefSeq and is a predicted model, not a curated record. Lineage: Eukaryota; Metazoa; Arthropoda; Insecta; Hymenoptera; Pteromalidae.